This is a messenger RNA of Cucurbita moschata (crookneck pumpkin), 1017 nucleotides long. RefSeq lists its product as uncharacterized. The coding region runs from base 323 to 820 and encodes 165 amino acids. The transcript has 3 exons. NCBI's taxonomy places the organism in Eukaryota, Viridiplantae, Streptophyta, Magnoliopsida, Cucurbitales, Cucurbitaceae. The record is from RefSeq and is a predicted model, not a curated record.
CAUUUGCAUCAAUGUUAUAAGUAGACUGUAAAAAGCCACCGUCAGUUCAGCGACUCCCGUGACUCAUAAAACUUCUAAAUCAUGGCUUCGUAUUUAUCACUCGGUCCCAUCUCUCCCUCUCUCUACUCCAAGUGAAAAACUCAAGUUUCUAUAUAACCAACCACCUUCUUUCUUCCUAGCUUAAAGGGGUUGGAGCUAACGCCAACACAGCUGAAGAGGUUCCUUGUUUUAAGGCAACUAAAACUGAGAAAGUGAGGUGGGGUUUGCUUUUUACCCUACUAGAAAGUUUGGCUGUGCAGCUAAAGCUUUGAACUGAGCGUCCAUGGAAGGGUUUGAGAGGUUCGGUAAGAAGAGGGUGAUGGUGGUGGUGGAUCAUUCAUCGCAGUCCAAGCAUGCUAUGCUGUGGGCUCUAACUCAUGUGGCUAAUAAGGGUGAUUUGUUCACUCUUCUUCACAUUGUUUCUCACUCAAACAAGCUCUCCGAAACUCCUGAUUCUUCUUCUUUUCUUGCUAACUCUCUUGGCUACCUCUGCAAAGCUUCUAGACCUGAGGUGGAAGUUGAGGCACUGGUGAUUCAAGGCCCAAAACUAGAGACAAUAUUGAGCCAAGUGAAGAAGCUUGAGGCAUCUGUUUUGGUGGUGCCCCAGAAAAAGCCUUCUCUGUUUGGGUGCUUCUGUGGGACCAGCAGCUCAGAGCAGCUUGUAGAACAGUGCAUCAGCCAUGCAGAUUGCUGUACAAUUGGGGUUAGAAAACAGACCUAUGGGAUGGGCGGUUACCUUAUCAACACCAGGUGGCAGAAGAACUUCUGGCUUCUUGCUUAGUUCUCUAGCUUUUACAGAAAAAAAAAAAAAAAAAAUCACUGAACUAAAAUCUCAUGUUUAACCUGUCAUCAUCCAUCAUGUUAGCUCUAAUCUUAAUCUCAACUCUGUAACUAAAAGCUACUCAAGCUUAGAUGCCUUUCACAUUGUUGAACAUUUCAUCAAAGUCGAAUGAAUGCCUUCUUCCAUGAGCAUUUUAA